Anguilla anguilla (European eel) is the source of this 2192-nucleotide messenger RNA. RefSeq names its product DnaJ (Hsp40) homolog, subfamily C, member 3a (gene dnajc3a). Gene Ontology annotation, cellular component: endoplasmic reticulum. Gene Ontology annotation, molecular function: misfolded protein binding; protein-folding chaperone binding. The record is from RefSeq and is a predicted model, not a curated record. The transcript has 12 exons. Lineage: Eukaryota; Metazoa; Chordata; Actinopteri; Anguilliformes; Anguillidae. The coding region runs from base 276 to 1787 and encodes 503 amino acids. Gene Ontology annotation, biological process: protein folding in endoplasmic reticulum.
CUGUGGCGUACUGAAGGACUGACACGCUGCAAGUUCUAAUGCUGCCGUGGCUUGACGCAGUUGAACCAAACUCGAAGGGCGGGGUUUUCUUUCCAAAGAGCCAAUGAGAAGAACCCACGACCAAGCGACUGGUUUACAGAUGAACUUAAAGUCUGUCUGGCAUGUGGUAGAUAGCGCACCGAUAUUUCUGUGGAGUUAGUUACAGCUGUUCAAGACUGUGGGUACUGUGACAGUAUUAUUUAAAUAGACUGUAGAUGUAUUAAGUAGUAACAGUUAUGGUUACAAUAAACCCCGUUGCGCACAAACUCUUAAGUUAUGCUCCCUUUAUUCUUGUUUUGAUAGACCUGCGAUACGAAGGAGUGUAUUGUGGGAAGAAUGACAGUGUAGAGAAUCAUCUGGAGAUGGGGAAAAAGCUGCUGGCUGCUGGACAGCUGGCUGAUGCCCUGUCCCAUUUCCAUGCUGCUGUAGAUGGGGACCCAAAAAACUACAUGGCAUAUUACAGAAGAGCAACUGUUUACUUGGCAAUGGGAAAGUCCAAAUCUGCACUCCCAGAUCUGAGCAAAGUCAUUGAACUCAAACCAGACUUCACUGCAGCAAGACUGCAGAGGGGAAAUCUACUCUUGAAACAAGGGAAGCUGGAUGAAGCAGAAGGAGAUUUCAAGAAAGUGCUCAAAUCCGGGCCCAGCGAUAAAGAGGCGGCGGAAGCCAAAGCCCUGCUAACCAAGUCCGACGAGAUCCAGCGGCUGGCGGCCCAGGCGCAGAGCGACUUCGCGCGGAAGGACUACAGCUCGGCCGCGGCCCUCCUGGACACGGUCAUCGAGACAUGCGUGUGGGACGUGGGCUCCCGAGAGCUCCGGGCAGAAUGCAUGAUCCAGUUGGGAGAGCUGGGGAAAGCCAUCAGCGACCUGAAAGCCACCUCCAAACUGAAGAACGACAACACUGAGGCCUUCUACCAGCUCAGCGCCAUCUACUACCAGCUGGGCGACCAUGAAAUGUCCCUCAAUGAGGUACGUGAAUGUCUGAAGCUGGACCCGGAUCAUAAGCAGUGCUUCAGCCACUACAAGCAGGUGAAGAAGCUGAACAAGCAGAUACUCGCUGCAGAGGAGCUCAUUCAACAGCAGAGGUAUGGAGAUGCAGUCAGUAAAUACGAAUCUGUGAUGAAAACAGAACCGCACAUUUCCCACUACACAAAUCAGGCCCAGGAGCGGAUAUGCCACUGUUUGUCCCAGGACAAGCAAGCCACUGAAGCUAUCACAGUGUGUAGUAAAGUUCUGAAGUCAAACCCUCAGAAUGUGAAUGCGCUGAAGGACAGAGCUGAAGCCUUCCUGCAAGACGAGCAGUAUGAGGAAGCUAUCAAAGACUUUGAGAGCGCCCGCGAGCAUAACGAGAACGACCGCCAAAUCAAGGAGGGGCUGGAGAGGGCGCAGCGACUUCUCAAGCAGUCUCAGAAAAGGGACUACUACAAGGUCCUGGGAGUCAAGAGGAAUGCACAGAAGAAGGAGAUCAUUAAGGCCUACAGGAAGCUAGCGCAGCAGUGGCACCCUGACAACUUCCAGGACCCCGAGGAAAAGAAGAGGGCGGAGAAAAAGUUCAUCGACAUCGCCCAAGCCAAAGAGGUGCUUUCAGACCCCGAGAAGAGGAGCAAGUUUGACCAGGGCGAGGACCCUCUGGACCCAGAGAGCCAGCAGGGCAGGGGUCACCAUCACUUCCACGGAGGCUGGGACUCCUUCCAGGGCUUCAACCCCUUCGGCUCCGGGCCCUUCAACUUCAAAUUCAACUUCAACUGAAGCCCACCGCACCUAAUGGAGCCUGCCUUCUCUAAAAACCUCUUCGCCAGAGGGAAGCAUUCCAGUCGAAUGGAAGCAACACUAUGUUAAUUGCACUCAGGAAUACACACAGACGCACGCACUUCCUCCCUGACCACGGUGCCAUUUUGUUUUUUAAAUGUCUGGCCCGCCGUAAAUGGGUGUCUAUGCCAGGGAGUUACGAUCGCCCUGGGAACACUUUUCAUCCCACCCGCGUCCCCAGUCUGCUCCUGCUCUGUCCAUUCACGUGACAUCUGAGCGAUCUCAGACUGUACGGGCUGAAGGAAACAAGUUCAAUCCAAAACCAAAAAAAAAACUGUAAAUAGAUGCUAUUUUUAUAUGAUGGGAUUCUGAACUGUAAAUAAAAAUCUAUUUAUGCUUACUUAA